AUGGACAAUUCAGAUUCACACGACGAUGCUUUGGCAAACCGGAUCCUGAAAUACGCUGCCGCGACAUCAAAGACCUCAGACCUGCCGCCAUUCCCCGGUGACGAUGUCGAAUCUCUCCCCUCCGACUACGAAUACGACGAGAACGAGGAAUACGACGAGGAAGAAGUCGAAGAGAUUUCAGAGAUGGAACUUCUCAGCCAUUUGGAUGCCUCCAUGCCCCCAAUCCUCCUCGCUCAAGAGCUCUUCAAUUCCGACGUCGACUCGUCCACCUUCAAAGUCCUCACCUCGGACAACGCAAACGAACUCUUCCAUCAGGGAUACACCGUCCUCAACAAUGUCCUCCCUCUUUCAACAAUCCAAUCCGUCCGUCAAUGGGCGACAGAUAUGUUCAAGACAGGAAAGAUGGAUAAAGCCAGUGGGAAACACAACGAGGAGGAUGAUCCCUUUAGAGAAGGAAACGCUCGUGGGGAUUACACGAUCUGGGUGUCGCCUGGGUCAAAGUUUUUGGAGGUCUCGCCAGAGUUGAAAGAUUGUGUGGAUUGGUUCUCGGGAAGGCUACAUGACGAUCUGGCCAAGGUAGUGCAUCUCCACGGACAGGCCGAGUACCAGUUAGCGUAUUAUCCACCGGAUUCGAGUCACUAUGAGAGGCAUCGGGACUCCUUUCCUACGGAUGAUAAGGAGGAUGUUGACCAGCGCCGCGUCACCGCGAUUGUGUACUUUAACCCGGACUGGAAGCAAGGCAACGGAGGCGAGCUCAGGAUCUUUGACAAGGGAAUGGGUGAUGAGGAAGAGAAGGAGAUCGACAUUGCACCGCUGGCAGCUCGUUGUGUUGUCUUUUUGAGCGGAGUCAUGGAUCAUGCUGUCAUGCCUGCCUUUGAGGAACGCAUCGCCUUGACUUCUUGGUACCGUUAA
Messenger RNA from Linnemannia hyalina, 912 nucleotides. NCBI's taxonomy places the organism in Eukaryota, Fungi, Mortierellomycota, Mortierellomycetes, Mortierellales, Mortierellaceae. The record is from the annotation of a GenBank genome assembly.